AUGUCGAUUGUCCGAGCUUUAGGAGUCCGUCAGAUAAGUCUGUUGCUAAAGGGGAAUCAGAGAGCACGGUGUGGAGCAAUAAUUCAAAAGCAUCACGAUAACGCCACGCGUCAUUUCAUGCCUGAAUUUCAACAAGAAGCCACAAGUCCAGAUAGCGGGACGAAGGAUCAGCGCGAGCGGGGCAGGGGCGCGGCGCGGGGAGAGGGAGAGUCCUCUCCGCCCGCGUCCCCCGCGUCCCACGCCUCACCACCACCAGACGACAUCGAGCACAGCAUACCAGCCACGCUGAUACAGGACCCCAACGCGGAAAGAAGCCCAAAAGCCUCCUUCAGUGACCACAGGCUUCUUGGAGAGAAACCGGCUCAUCAAGUAGAUUUACCAACCCCUGGCUCCAGAUGA
This is a messenger RNA of Pieris macdunnoughi, 399 nucleotides long. Lineage: Eukaryota; Metazoa; Arthropoda; Insecta; Lepidoptera; Pieridae. The record is from the annotation of a GenBank genome assembly.